This is a messenger RNA of Triticum urartu, 1789 nucleotides long. RefSeq lists its product as uncharacterized. Lineage: Eukaryota; Viridiplantae; Streptophyta; Magnoliopsida; Poales; Poaceae. The record is from RefSeq and is a predicted model, not a curated record.
CCCACCACCACAACUCCACAAGGAAAUCUCCACAGCCAGCGAGAUGCCGCUCCGCCGCCUCCUACGCCUGUCCGCGGUCGUCUCCGGCGGCCUCCGCCGCUCCCUCACCACCGCCGCCUCGCAUCCCCGGUGGGACGCGAUGGGCGCCACGGCGUCGGCGCCCCCCGGAGCGCCGAGCGCGGGGGUGUACCUCUAUCACCCGCCGCGCGUCUCCCAACUGUACGUCCCGGAGCACCUCGCCUACACCGGCGCCGUCCCCGACCCCGACAGCGACGUCACGCAGGUUUUCGGCGGCGAGGUCUGCGCCGCGAGCGGCGACGGCCUCCUCCUCCUCGUCUACUCAGACUUCCGCUUCGUGGCCCCCGUCGUCGCCAAGCAGGGCGCCCAUCGGCUGCGGCAGACGCCCAGCACGCCCACCGUCGACCCCACCCACGUCCCCGCCACCACGCACUUCGUCUUCAACCCUGUCACCCGCCAGCUAUCCCGCCUCCCCUACAUCGCCUGCCACCCGGUGGUGAAGUUCUUGUACGGCCGCGGCAUGGGCCUCCUCACCCAUGCCGACCGCGGGCACGGGCACGGGCCGCCUGACAGGUUCGCCGCCGCCAACCUGCUUGAGGGGAACCUCAUGCUCCGGUUCCUCUCGCACAAAGACAUGUGGGAGAUCGUGGCGGUCCCGCCGUGCCAGCUCCCGUCUGCGCGGCGGUUGAAGAUAAACCAAGAGCCGCUGGCGUUCCGCGGCCGCCUGUGGUGGGUCGACGUGAUCUGGGGCGCAGUCUCCGCCGACCCCUUCAGCGACCGGCCGGAGCUCUCCUUCGUCGAGCUGCCGAGGGGCAGCGUGCUCCCUGCAGGCGCUCAGGAGGACCAAGCGCUCGGCCUAGGGAGUAUGUUGCCUGACGCCGACAGCAUCUUGUGCUGGAGGAAGGCCCCCGUCAGGUACCGGCGCGUGGGCGUCAGCGAAGGGCGGCUGCGGUACGUCGAGGUCUCUCGAGAGGAGCCGUUUCUACUCAGCUCCUUCGCGCUCGAUGACGAAGGCAGCGGCUGGACGCUGGAGCACCGGGUGGCGCUCAGCAAGCACUUGCCGGAGGGGAAGACGCCGCAAAUUGGCCUUCUUGAUCCUCUUAACGCCAAUGUGGUGUACCUCAUGGUUGACGAGCAAACCAUUAUCGUCGUGGACAUGGACAGGAAGGAGGUGACUGGGAGCUAUCUGUCUAAUGUCGACGUCUCCUACAUACCAUGUGUUCUUCCACCAUGGCUUGGAUCGACCCGGAUCCCUUCUGCAGGCAAGAAGGACCCUGUGACUAACAAGACUUUGUCAGACGUCCUGGUUCGCUCUAAAAUCCUGUAGAAGAGACUAAGAUUUCUCAAAACUAGCCGAUGCUGCUCCGUAAUCAAUUAGGAAGCUGAUGGUGGUAUCUUACUGAACUCUUAUUUUGGUGAAAAUCUGCAGGAGUCUUGGUUUGAUGGUGUUUCGCGAUCAACUUAACUGCAUCUCCUUCGUAGGGAAAUUGGAGAGAAUUUUCAGACUAUCCGGUUCCGGUCACAGCAGAACAUUAAACAGAUCCAGCAUGUAACGACCAUUACUGAACAUCAUAUAUGCUGUGUUUGCUAGCUAGCCAAUAUAUUCCUAGGGCAUGGUUACUCCGAUGAAAAAUCUCAUUUAGGGAUUUCGGCGUAUGUCAUCCAUGCAGCAUUGGUGGUUUGUUCCAGUGCAGUAUUGCUAUUUGUGUCCUGAGUAAUGUAUGCUUUUGUUCUAGUUGAUGGUAUAUUGGCAUAUUGCUCUUGAUUUUAG